Messenger RNA from Musa acuminata AAA Group (dessert banana), 657 nucleotides. Its product is annotated as protein transport protein Sec61 subunit beta-like. The coding region runs from base 38 to 364 and encodes 108 amino acids. Gene Ontology annotation, biological process: SRP-dependent cotranslational protein targeting to membrane, translocation; post-translational protein targeting to membrane, translocation. The record is from RefSeq and is a predicted model, not a curated record. Gene Ontology annotation, cellular component: Sec61 translocon complex; membrane. The transcript is spliced from 2 exons. Gene Ontology annotation, molecular function: guanyl-nucleotide exchange factor activity. Lineage: Eukaryota; Viridiplantae; Streptophyta; Magnoliopsida; Zingiberales; Musaceae.
GGUCUUAAUUUUUAGCCUGUUGAAUCGACGACCGGGGAUGGCGAGAGGGAGCGCGCAGUCGCAGACGACAACAUCGGCGGGGGGCGGAGCGCGGCCGACCGGGCUGGGACCGCGGGGGACGCCGGCUGCUGCGGCGGGGAUGAGGCGCCGGCGGCUGGGCGGGGCCGGGGGCGGGGGCGGGGGCGGCGGCUUCGCUGGUGGCGGCGCCGGCGGGAGCAACAUGCUUCGGUUCUACACCGACGACGCUCCCGGGAUUAAGAUGACGCCCACGGUGGUGCUCGUGAUGAGCCUCUGCUUCAUCGGCUUCGUCACCGCCCUCCACGUCUUCGGGAAGCUCUACCGCAACCGAGCCGGCGGUUCUUGAUCCGCCGCCUCCCGAUCCGUUGGCUCGCGCCGGUGUGGCUGUUGGUCAAGGCUCUGGAAGAAUCCAGAGAAGCUGUUGCUGUUGCCGUUGCUGUUGCUGUUUAGACCACCUACUGUCUUCCUUCCCUUGUUAAAGUUCACCUUAUUAUUAUCAUCAUCAUCAUCAUCAUCCUUCAAGUUAGAUUCAUCACGUUUUGGUUCAGGGAUAAUAAUAAGAGUAUUCAUUAUAAACUGUCUUUCUCAAUAAAGACCAAAACGAGGUUUGUGGAAAUAAUAAGUGGAUUGCAUGAGUAA